AUGGAACCAAGGAACAAUGUAACUUACUUUAUCCUACUUGGCCUCACACAGAAUCCAAAGGAGCAGAAAGUGCUUUUUGUUAUGUUCUUGUUCUCCUACAUUUUGACCGUGGUGGGAAACCUGCUCAUUGUUGUGACUAUAACUGUCAGUAAAACCCUGAACUCACCAAUGUACUUUUUUCUUGCUUGUUUAUCUUUUAUAGAUUUAAUUUAUUCCUCUUCAAUUUCCCCCAGAUUAAUUUCAGACUUGCUCCUUGGGGAAAAUACCAUAUCUUUCCAAUCCUGUAUGAUCCAGCUUUUUACUGAGCACCUUUUAGGUGGGUCAGAGAUCAUCCUUCUGCUGGUGAUGGCCUAUGACCGCUAUGUGGCCAUCUGCAAGCCCCUGCAUUAUUUGGUGAUCAUGAGGCAGAGGAUGUGUGUUGUGCUGCUGCUGGUGUCCUGUUCUGGAGGUUUCCUGCACUCAGUAAUUCAACUUAGUACUGUUUAUGGGCUCCCGUUCUGUGGCCCCAAUGUCAUUGAUCACUUUAUGUGUGACAUGCACCCAUUAUUGAAGCUGGCCUGUACUAACACCUAUGUCAUUGGCAUCUUAGUUGUGGCCAAUGGUGGACUGAUAUGCAUUAUUUUUUUCCUGCUCUUACUCGUCUCCUAUGGAGUCAUUCUGCACUCUCUGAAGAACCUGAGUCAGGAAGGGAGGUGGAAAGCCCUCCAGACCUGUGGUUCCCACAUCACUGUGGUUGUCUGCUUCUUUGUUCCCUGUAUUUUCAUGUAUGCAAGACCUGCUAAGACAUUCCCCAUUGACAAAUCAUUGAGUGUGUUUUAUGCAAUUAUAACUCCCAUGUUGAACCCAUUAAUCUACAGUCUAAGAAAUUCUGAGUUGACUAACGCAAUGAAGAGGCUCUUUAGAAAAAAUUAUCAUAUCAAUUGGUAA
Molecule: messenger RNA, 927 nt
Organism: Cervus elaphus (red deer)
Lineage: Eukaryota; Metazoa; Chordata; Mammalia; Artiodactyla; Cervidae
Product: putative olfactory receptor 4A4
Exons: 1
Coding region: 1-927 (308 amino acids)
Biological process (GO): G protein-coupled receptor signaling pathway
Cellular component (GO): membrane
Molecular function (GO): olfactory receptor activity; G protein-coupled receptor activity
Source: RefSeq, a predicted model, not a curated record